UACAAACGCUCAGGCAAAAAAGAUAGCAGUCUAGAAAUAGAUAAACAAUUAAGAAUAUAAAUAGCAACACAAAAUAUAGUAAACCAAGCAUUAUAUCUCUAAACUCAUUAAUGAAACAAUAAAACAAAAGCAAAUGAGCAACACACAUUAGAAUGUUUCCAUCAGUCCUCAUCCAAUAAUAAAUUCAAAACAAGUAUUGGUUGUUGCCUACUAUAAAAAAGUAGAUCACACAUAUUGGACGUCGGUCUAUCAAAACAAAAAGGUGGUCUUAGAACUAGAAAAAUAUAAGUAUAACAUCAAAAGCUAAAUCAAAGCCCUAGACACAUGGUAAAUAAAGUCUUCAUAUUCCAUUGAUUUAUUUCACUCGUAUUUCAUUAUAAAACCAAUUUUAUAUAAAACUCAUGCCAGGAAAAAGUAAGACUCCUAUUGUUCAACAAAGCUAGUAGUAUUAGGUGGUGUUCAGUUUCCAAGAUAAAAUAAUACCAAGAUACAAUCUGGGAUUGAGUUCUGAGAUUAUUUUAGUCAUAGGGGGUUAGCUAUGACUAAUUAUCUCAUGAUUAUCUAUCUAAUAUUGAGUUGAGAGUUUGAAUCUCAUGAACCAAACACACUACUAAUUUAAUCACGGAUAUAAUCUUUCAAACCGAACACCCCCUUAGUAUAUCAAAGAAAUUACAAUGGUACAGUAUUAAAUUAUGCAUGGCAACGUAAACAUGUCACCAUCCAAAAUACUAAGAAAGUUGCAUUAAAUUAUUCGUGGGCUGCUGGCAACGUAAACUUAGUAACAUUGGAAAAUAAUAGUACUAAUAAAAAAUCAUCUAACUGAGGAAGCUAAUUAAUGAAGCAAACAUUAGAAACAUAUAUUAAUACCAUUAUUUGCAGCUUGGCAUUCCGAUGUGUUCCCACGCCCUAUGCUUCACUAUAUAUUCACACUCAUUAUUUCAUUGUUUUCAACACAAUACCAAUAAGUAAGCUUCAUACCUACUUUUGUAAUUCGAGAUUGAUAGUUUUCAUAUUGGAAAGAUAAAAUGAGGAGUGAAGGCGGGUUCGAUUUGGUAGCGAUAUCGUUGGUGGUAGCGCUCGGGCUGAGCUUGUACGCAGGGAGGAUGCAGGCGGCUAUCACUCUGACGCCGGGGUCGAAGCUGCUGCAGCGGCAUUUCUACAAAAAGCUCAACACGUGCGCGAACGUGGAGCCGUUCGUGAGGCAUCAAGUUACGUUGUGGUGGAAUCGAGAGAACAACAUCACCGCCAAGCUGCUUAAACUACUCUAUGCCGACUGCAUGGUUAAUGGGUGCGAUGCAUCGAUUCUAUUGGACGGGCCAAAGACGGAGAAAGAAUCUGACAAGAACUCGGGACUGGAUGGGUUCGUGCUGAUCGACAAGAUCAAGAAGGUUCUAGAAAUACGAUGCUUCCAAGCUGUUUCUUGUUCGGACAUCCUCCACCUUGCUGCUCGAGAUGCUGUUUACUUGUCGGGAGGACCUUCGUAUCCGGUGUACUUAGGCAGAAGAGAUGGGAUGGAAUCUAAAGCAUCAUGGGUGGAUCUCCCCUCCCCGGCCAUCUCCAUCGAACAAGGAAUCGCCUACUUCAAAUCGAAGGGGCUAGACGAUAUGGACUACGCUACUCUUCUAGGAGCGCACACCAUGGGAAAGACACACUGUGCUAACCUUAACGAUCGUCUCUACAACUUCGACAAAACGGGAAAACCUGACCCCUCCAUGGCCAAGUCCGAACUGGAGAAGCUGCGAAAGCAAUGCCCCAAAACCCUCAAGAAAGGCCAGAGAGACCCAACCGUGUUCUUGACUGACAGAAACGGAGAGCAGUACAAGUUCAGCAACAACUACUACAGCAACGUGGUGUCGAACAAGGCAGUUUUGAAGGUGGAUCAAGACCUGCUCCGGAGCUACAACACCACACAGCUGGCGCUUGAAUACGCUGGCAUGUUGGGGCACUUCAAGCAGCAGUUUGCGCUGUCAAUCAGCAGGUUGGGAGGCCUUAAUCUGCUCACCGGGAAGCAAGGGGAGAUUCGACUCAACUGCCGUUUCACCAACAAGAACAACCCCUACAUCAAUCAUCACGCCAAAUAA
Molecule: messenger RNA, 2081 nt
Organism: Salvia splendens (bonfire salvia)
Lineage: Eukaryota; Viridiplantae; Streptophyta; Magnoliopsida; Lamiales; Lamiaceae
Product: probable peroxidase 26
Exons: 2
Coding region: 1026-2081 (351 amino acids)
Biological process (GO): response to oxidative stress; hydrogen peroxide catabolic process
Molecular function (GO): peroxidase activity; heme binding
Source: RefSeq, a predicted model, not a curated record